Vespula pensylvanica (western yellowjacket) is the source of this 2529-nucleotide messenger RNA. Its product is annotated as TSC22 domain family protein 1. Lineage: Eukaryota; Metazoa; Arthropoda; Insecta; Hymenoptera; Vespidae. Bases 891 to 1553 code for a protein of 220 amino acids. The transcript is spliced from 4 exons. The record is from RefSeq and is a predicted model, not a curated record.
GAUCGAUCCUCUCGGCCGUGGUGGAACUGCCCGUGUGCAGGAUCGACGUGCCGUGAGCGAGCUCGCGGAGCGAGACCGCGAGUGUAGAGUGGGAGAUACGAAGGUAUAAAACCGAUCUGAUGGUCUCUUGCCAGCCAGUCCAAAGGCCAGAUGCGACGGCGGCUCUAGUCGCACGCGUGCGAGAGAGACGAUCACGAAACGGCGUGCGGAACUCAUAUAUAUAUAUAUAUAUCUAUCUAUAUAUAGAAAUAUACGAAUAUAUUUAGAUAUAUAAAGGAAAAAGAUUCGCACGUGAUUCGAACGCUAGGAUCAAUCCCCCAACAAUAAUUUUCUUUUGUAUUCUUCUUUCGUGAAUCCGUGCACGAUUUUCUAAAAAAAAAAGAAAAGAAAGAAAUCGUAGAAAGGAAAAAAAGAAAAAAAGAAUCAGGAAAGGUAGACCCGAACACCAAGGAGGAACCCACCUGUUGCUAUACUACAUAGAAACGCAAGUAGAGAGAAAGGAACAGGACUCGUUCGUCCUGCUCUCAGCUCGUAUAUCCGAGGGAGAGAAAGGACGUGGUAGCAGAUAUUGGCUAUCAGCUAGUCUAAUACGAGGUCAAAGUUCCUAUAUUCUUGCAGAGGGUUCUAGACUUAGAAUUUGAUCGGUUUGCCAAAGAGAAAAAAAGAGAGAGAGAGAGAGAGGGAGGAUAGUCGUCACGGGGCAUGCGUUAAAUUUUUCGGGGACGAUCGAGUGGGCUUUCUUGUGGAAUCCGUGAUAAAUUAAAGGGACAGAGAAAGAGAGAGAUAGAAAGAGAAAUAGAGAUAGAGAUAGAAACAGAAAUAAAAGACAAGUGAAACUUGGAAGAGAGCAGCUUCUGAAUAAAACAAUUCGAUCGAUCGAAGCUAAACGAAUGAUGAAGAUUGAAGAGUCAUCGACCUUUACUAAUCACGAGCAGGAGAGUGCUCUGUCCAGUUGCUUUCACGAGGAAUCAACACCGCACGGCAUGUCAGGGAUUCAAAUAAACGUCGAAGAAGCAUCUAACGAUGGGCACAAGAACGUUGUUAGACACAUCGAGACGACGGCGGUGGCAACGGAUAGCCCGCUUUCCUGGCACAUCCCAAGGCCGUCCUUAGGAUGUCCCAAGGCUGGACGAACCGAGAAAGACAGCGAGAAUGGAAGCUGGGCACACCAUCACCACCACCAUCAUCAUCAUCAUCAUUUGCAUCCUGAUUCUCCAUCGAGAGGAUCGACUUCGUCUCAGGGAUCCACCGCCAGUACACACAGCGCAGCGUCGGGAACAUUGCUGCUUACAGCUGCGAAUUUGGCCAAUCUUGCUGCGAUGCAUCCACCAACGGUAACAACACCGAAACAGAUGGAUACAGCAUCGGUGGCAAGCAGUACGCAUUUUACGGUCGUGAACGGCCUCGGCAGACCGACCACCGUCUACAGGAAGUCCUGGUGUGCGAGGAAUCAGCUCACCGUACUUGUCUGCACGAUGAGCUUCCUCUUCAUGGUCGGCCUCCUAGCAGGGAUCCUCUUCAUGGAAAUGAGGGCUCGCGACAAGUACAAUUAGGCCGAGAUCGAGAAAUCGAGAGAAGAGAGCGAACGUGUCUUUGGUCGUCGUGAAAGCAAGCAUGCAUGCAUGCAUGCAUGCAUGCAUUCAUACAUACUUCGUCGUGGUAAGAUCGAACUUUCAAGGAGAGAAGUAGGAAAAGAAAAAGAAGAAAAAGAAGAAGAAGAAGAAGAAGAGCAACAACAUAGAAGGAUCUUUUCGAUGAUAAUCGAGUGCGACUUGCUACGAGUCACGACGAGUUACUCUGUUAACUUCGUAUUUAUAUAAGCGCGAGUCUUGUAAAUCACGUUUUUAAUGAGUUAAGACCAUUCGCGGUAGAGAUAGAAUUUUAAGGCUGUAUUGCACCCUGUCAAAAGUGCGGUACGUGAAUUCCAGUAAUUACAUUUGUGUAAUGAGCGACCGUUUCAAGUGAGCGAGCGCGGCUGAUAGCAUAACGAGAUCCUCGCGUUAUGAACACUUGUAUUAUAAUUUAUACUGUUGACUAACGAAACCUCUAGACCGUCGUCCGAAUCCCGAUGUUUACGAGAUACGAUCCAGAAGUAUGUAGGACAACAAAAACGUCAAUUACAACGAUCUGUUUAGAUCGUAGGUUUCUUUUUUUUUGCUCUUGACUUUUAAUUGUUGAUAAACACGGUUCUCGAGCGAUUUAACGUGCAUUGUAAAUCGCGUUCGAUGUCCUAAUUAAUUCGACGAUAAAGAUUUCCUUCGACGAUAAUAAUUUGUAGAAAUUUUUACAGUUUAAAAAUAUCGACGAAACGAGACGACGACAGAGAAUAUUAACUUUUAGGAACCGUAAUUUAAUUCUUACUAACACGAAAUGCCUAAAAUCAAACCUGGAUUAUUCCGUCGUGGUGUCGUUCCAGGAUCAAUACGUUGGAAAAGAAAUGAAGGAUGGUCGCGUCGAUCGUACUUCACGACUGUGAUAUUACUUGCGUAUUAAUUAAUCGUCGAUUCAACAAGAAACUGUCGAAACCUA